This is a messenger RNA of Populus trichocarpa (black cottonwood), 1088 nucleotides long. RefSeq lists its product as uncharacterized. The transcript has a single exon. Bases 313 to 801 code for a protein of 162 amino acids. The record is from RefSeq and is a predicted model, not a curated record. Lineage: Eukaryota; Viridiplantae; Streptophyta; Magnoliopsida; Malpighiales; Salicaceae.
CCCUCUCUUAUACCUUCAAAAAUGGAGAAACCACCACCAAAUUUAGUUCUAGGUUCAAUCAAGGCCUUCAAAUCUAGAGACUACCCACAAAAAGCCAAGGUAGUGUCAUUCUUUGCCUUCGUUCUCUCUAUUUUUGUCUAUAUCUCUAUUUUCUAUCUUUUCAAUCUCUCCCCUUGAAAGCUCUUUAACAGCACUAAAUUUAGGUUUUUCAUUUCCAACACUCUAAUCCUCAUCAUUGCCCUGGAUUAUGGUUCAUUCUCUUCUUCGUCAAAAGGUAUUAAUAAACAUGGUGUUUAUGAAGAGUACGUAAUAAUGAGGAGGCGAAGAAGUGUUCCAUCAUUUCCCUCAUGCUACCGGGAAAUUAUCAAGACAGGACGCUUGGAUGAAGAAGAGGUUAAAAAAGAUAGUCGAGAAAAGAGAAGAAAUGUUCACCAAGGAAAAUUGCCAAUUGUUCAUGAAAGUGAUGAGCAUGAAAAUGCUCCUGCCGUUAAUCCCCAAGUAAAGAAGCUAGAAACCAGUGCCCUAAAACUUGGUGAAGCUUAUCGUCGCAAGAAGAAGGUUGUUGUAGAAAAAACUCUUCAACGUAGUAAGUCAGAGAGUUUUAAGCGGGUGAUGUUCGAUGAGAGCAAGAACAUUAUACGUAGGAUAGAAACUGAAGAGUAUGAACCACCAGACUCUAUUGAAGAAAAAGAUGGGUAUGCAAAUAUGUCCAAUGAAGAAAUAAAUACAAGAGCUGAGGAGUUUAUUCAGAGGUUCAAUAAACAAAUUCGGCUUCAAGGUGAAGUUUAUUCCAAAAAAUAGAUAGGGAAAGAUAUUACAAGAUCAAGUUGUAUUGUCUUCUUGCUUGUGUCCUUGUCGUCCACUUUGCUAUUUUGUUCACUGGUUCUUGUUAGUGUAAAUGCUUCAGAUAGUUUGUAUGUAGUCUUCUCUUUGUAGGAACAUGUUUUCUUAUUUUCUUUGUGUGGUUAUGCUCCUUUAACUCGAACUUGCUAUUUGAUCCAUAUUCUGCUGCGGAUAUAAAAUAAAAAUGAAAAGGCAGGUGCACAGACCUAGCCUUGCAGGUUCAAGUGCAUGGCCUUUUAUAUUAA